AUGCAUUCGGUGCCUUCCAACGACCUUCUUCUCAGCGCGCGUCCGCACGUCAGCUCCUUCUAUGGCGGCUCGUCUUUUCAUCGCCUGAAACAUCUUCAGAAAAGCGAUCGGCGUGCGUUGUCAGCUGUUGGAUCUACGAGUUCUUUUCGUUGGGAUAUUGUCUCAAGCAUAUUGUUUGUUGCGAGGGCGCUUGGAUCAAUUAAGAUGGAAGUGUCUGUUCCUGGUAAUACAUCACAUUACCUGGAUAGUUGCUGUGGGUCUUUAACUGCUUAUCCACACGAUCUAAUCCAUAACGACUCGGAAAAUCUAUCUAUGAGUGACCUCAAAACGUGUUUGACCGAGCUUUCGAACAUUGAGGAGACCAGAAUAUCAACCAGUGGCUGUCAUCUUUCUCCUGAGAAGAAUUGUAUCCGAAAUGUGGGAAGAGAAUCUGAUUGCGAAGACUUGAGCAAGAGUGUCUUUGGCAGUUUGUCAGCUGGAAAAUGCAUAAGCAAAUGCGCCACAUUUCCGCCUGUUCAUGAACCGAAAUCUACUGGAGAUGUUACAGUGGGUGAGAAAGGAAAGCACGUGGGAGAUACAACUGUUGAAGCCUCUGAUGGAAACGGCUCUGCAAAACCUGCAUGCUAUGCACGAUCCACAUCCUUGCCUUCGAAUGACUGGGGACUACUACCUCCUCGCUGGGAAAACACAACAUUCUUGCUUUUUGCUCCCCACUUGGAGGUACCUCUGAAGCUCGUAUCAUCUCUAAAAGGAAGCCGCGAAAAACGAGAGGGCACAUCACCCAAGAAUCUAUCCGUAACGUGGGCUCCCGACGUGUAUGACCCAAUCCCUACUUCAGUCUCACACGUCCCGACUGAUAAAAACCAACGUUACCGUAACAGUAGCAAAAAGUCGGGAAAGUACAAGCAGAGGAGCAGCGGCAAAUCCUCACGAGGCGGCAGGAGCAAGGACAACAAGAAGCAAACCACCCGGAAGAGUAGUUCCGGAAGCACCAGCAAAAGUAGUAGUAAUGGUAAGCUGAAACAGCCUUUUCAUAUGGGGGGUGGAGGAGUUGUUUUGGGCGGUUUGGAUUAUAAUGUCGGGGGCCCGGACCCGUUUUGUGGGAGUAGUUUUUCUGAAGGAGUCGGUCACCAAGUUGCAUUUUCCUGUUGCUGAGGCUACCUGUUGAUGGGUGGCUUUUUUGGUUUUUUCUUCUUUUGUUGUGUGUGUGUGUAUUCCCCAGUGUGAAUAAAUAAUUUGGGGUGUUGGAUGUUUGAACUUUGAUUGGGAGCUUAUGACUGUGAUGCGUAUUUUUAGUCGGACAUGUGCUGGGUUGGAUAUUGUUGUUUCUCUUUUCUCUUAUGUUCUUGUUAUUACUUGGUAAUGCUGCUGUAUGAUUUAAUCUGCUAUGGUGCUUCAACUGUUUGGUAUUUGUCAUUAUUGCUUGGAAUCGGUUUAUGUGGCAAUGUAUAGGGGUGCAAAUUGUGUUAUCGUAUCAUGUAAGUCAAUAUUUAAGUAAGUUUUUAUUUUUUAUUUUAAAUGUCGUGUGUUCAUCAUGUCACUAGUAAAUAUCUUGUGCACAUGCACAUAUGUACAUAAAAUAUUAUAAGUAAUAUUUGAGAAUUUAAUAUUAAAAUUUUAGAUAAUGAACGUAUUACAUUUUUAAAAUUUAAUCAUUAAGAAAAUUAAGAAAAAUAAAUUAA
This is a messenger RNA of Striga asiatica, 1682 nucleotides long. Lineage: Eukaryota; Viridiplantae; Streptophyta; Magnoliopsida; Lamiales; Orobanchaceae. The record is from the annotation of a GenBank genome assembly.